UUACGUCACGCAACCUGGGUUAAGAGGAGACAAGUAUGGCGGCCGUGUUGCGAGGGACCCAGUACCUAGUGGGAAGGCGGUGCAGGAAUGUUCAAUAUGCGAUUGCCUCCCAGAGGUCCAUGGCCUCCAAGACACAGGUGGGCUUUAUUGGCCUUGGAAAUAUGGGAAACCCAAUGGCCAAGAAUUUGCUGAAAAACGGAUACCCAGUAAUUGCCACAGAUGUCUUCCCAGAGUCCUGUAAGGAAAUUCAGGAACUGGGUGCCCAGAUUGUUGACAAUCCUGCAGAUGUAGCAGACAAGGCUGACCGCAUUAUCACCAUGCUUCCCUCCAAUCCCAAUGUUAUUGAUGCCUAUACUGGAGCUAAUGGAAUUCUCAAGAAAGUGAAGAAGGGUUCAUUGCUGAUUGAUUCCAGUACAAUUGAUCCGGCUGUUUCCAAAGAGAUGGCGGCAGCUGCUGAGAAGAUGGGAGCAGUUUUUAUGGAUGCACCUGUGUCAGGAGGUGUGGGUGCCGCCAAUUUAGGAAAGCUGACUUUUAUGGUGGGAGGAGCUGAGGAAGAAUUUACUGCUGCCAAAGAGCUACUUAGCUGCAUGGGAGCCAAUGUGGUGUACUGUGGUCAGGUUGGAACUGGACAGGCUGCCAAAAUCUGCAACAACAUGCUCCUUGCUAUUGGAAUGAUCGGUACGGCAGAAACAAUGAAUUUGGGAAUCAGGCUUGGUCUUGAUCCAAAACUCUUGGCAAAGAUCUUAAACAUGAGUUCAGGACGUUGCUGGUCGAGUGACACCUACAAUCCUGUGCCUGGAGUGAUGGAGGGAGUCCCGUCUGCAAAUAACUACCAGGGAGGCUUUGGCACCCAACUCAUGGCAAAGGAUCUUGGUCUGGCCCAGAACACAGCUACCAACACAAAGACUCCUGUUCCACUCGGUUCUUUAGCGCAUCAGAUCUACCGGAUGAUGUGCGCCCGUGGUUACGCCAGUAAAGAUUUCUCCUCUGUGUUCCAGUUCUUGCGCGAGGAGGAGGGACAGUAAUAUGUGCCUCCUCUUCUCCGUCCCACGCAAGCCUUACCGUCACUGGCCUGUUGCCACUGCACUGUAGGGGGCAUCUUCAGCGGCCUGAUAAGGACUUCUCCGAAGUUGUCAGUGGCAGAGCCACAUGAGCUCCCAAAACAACCUUAUGACUAAACAAUGCAACACUCCUUUCUCAAUUGGAGGCCAUACUGUCAGACAUGGAGAGGAAUAAAAUGUUUAAGGCUGUCCCAAUAGAGCGCUUACUUCACAAUAUGUGUCAGCUGGGGUUUUUAGUUACAAGAAUGAGACUGUAUUUCUCGUUUAUAAUCAUUUUGUUACUUUUCAAUGGCAAUGUCAUUUCAACGGUGUGUGAUAAUAUCUUGCAAAGAAAUAAAAACAAAUCCUUUUCUUAUACUUUAAUUGAAACCUGAAUUCUAAAUUACAGUAAUAUAUAUUUGCCAUCAUAAUACUGUUUACAUCAGCAUUGUUUAAUUCAAAGAUGUUCAAUGCACAUUUUACCUUCUGGUGAAACGGUUUUAUUAGCAAUGAAAUGUCUAAAUAAAAGAUCAAUACCAUGCGUCUGUGCCACAUACGUUUUCUGCCACUAAUA
Messenger RNA from Corythoichthys intestinalis (scribbled pipefish), 1614 nucleotides. RefSeq names its product 3-hydroxyisobutyrate dehydrogenase b (gene hibadhb). Gene Ontology annotation, biological process: L-valine catabolic process. The record is from RefSeq and is a predicted model, not a curated record. NCBI's taxonomy places the organism in Eukaryota, Metazoa, Chordata, Actinopteri, Syngnathiformes, Syngnathidae. Gene Ontology annotation, molecular function: 3-hydroxyisobutyrate dehydrogenase activity; NAD binding; NADP binding. The transcript is spliced from 8 exons. Gene Ontology annotation, cellular component: mitochondrion. The coding region runs from base 36 to 1025 and encodes 329 amino acids.